UGGUCGUGUAAAGAGCGCACAGGAGCUUACUGUACACAGGUACGAUACUUCUGCACCGUAUAAAUACUGUACAUCUAUACACCCCAUUUAGUGACAGCAGCCGUGUCAUUUACAAAAUUUUACUACGUAACGAACUAAACUCAGUUAUAUAGUUCACUCAGAAUGCCUGGAUCACUUCCUAUAAGCUGUGAGGCUACAUGGCCUAAAGAUGUGGGAAUCAUUGCCAUGGAAGUGUAUGUGCCUUCUCAAUAUGUGGACCAGACAGAACUUGAGGAGUUUGACGGAGCUGGAGCCGGUAAAUACACCAUCGGCCUGGGGCAGGCACGCAUGGGUUUCUGUACUGACCGCGAGGACAUAAACUCUCUGUGCCUGACUGUCGUUCAGCGGUUGAUGGAGAGAAACGGCCUCUCGUAUGAGAGUGUGGGAAGACUGGAGGUGGGCACGGAGACAAUCAUUGAUAAGUCCAAAUCAGUGAAGACUGUCUUGAUGCAGCUGUUUGAUGAAUCGGGCAACACAGAUGUGGAGGGAGUGGACACUACUAACGCCUGCUAUGGAGGAACCGCCGCUCUUUUUAAUGCCAUUAACUGGGUGGAGUCCAGCUCCUGGGAUGGUCGCUACGCUCUGGUGGUUGCUGGAGAUAUUGCCGUCUACGCCACGGGCAGCGCCAGGCCUACGGGGGGAGCAGGGGCUGUGGCCAUGUUAGUCGGACCCAACGCCCCCCUGGCCUUUGAAAGAGGACUUCGUGGGACGCACAUGCAGCAUGCGUAUGACUUUUAUAAGCCAGAUAUGGUGUCAGAGUAUCCAGUGGUGGAUGGCAAGCUCUCUAUCCAGUGUUAUCUCAGUGCAUUAGAUCGAUGCUACUCGGUUUACAGGAAUAAAAUUCAUGCCCAAUGGCAAAGAGAGGGUCUUGAAAAGCGCUUUAGUCUGGAGGACUUUGGCUUCGUGGUGUUUCACUCUCCUUACUGUAAAUUGGUACAGAAAUCUUUUGCCCGUCUGAUGCUCAAUGAUUUUCUUUCUGAUCCAAGUCCAAACACAGACAGUGGACCCUUCAGUGGACUGGAAGCUUUCAGAGAUGUGAAGAUUGAGGACACUUAUUUCGACAGAGAUGUAGAGAAAGCCUUUAUGAAGGCCAGCACAGAACUGUUUGAGCAGAAAACAAAAGCAUCUCUCCUCGUAUCCAAUCAGAAUGGAAACAUGUACACACCUUCAGUUUACGGCUGCCUGGCAUCGGUCCUCGCACAACAAACACCGCAGCAGUUGGCAGGUCAGAGAAUUGGUGUGUUUUCUUACGGCUCAGGCUUUGCUGCAACUCUUUACUCCAUCAAAGUCACACAAGAUGCUACACCUGGGUCUGCACUGGAUAAGCUGGUCUCCAGUCUCUGUGAUCUACAGACCAGACUGGACUCCAGAAAGAAGUUUUCACCCGCUCUGUUUGCUGAGAACAUGAAGAUCAGAGAAGAAACUCACCAUUUAGCAAACUACAUCCCUCAGGGUUCUGUAGAUGAUCUGUUCCCAGGGACGUGGUACCUCACUCGGGUGGAUGACAAACAUCGCAGACAGUACGCCAGAUGCUCUCUGAAUGAUGAUAGACCUUUGGAGGCAGGUCUCAUCGAUUCCAGCAUUACAACUGAGCAUAUUCCCAGUCCAGUAAAGAAGAUGCCCCGUAUCCCAACUACCACAGCUGGUACUGAGGUGGUUGUCUUUAGUAACGGGGAUCAUUGAGUUCACCUCUGUGAGGUGCACAUAAUAACAGAUCACAAUAUGGACACUCGGCCUGGGAAAGCAAAAAGCAAAUAAGGGUCCUGGAACUGUUACUGCCUUUAUUUCAAGGCAUAUUAAUGAGACACAAAGCUUUUAAACCGUUCCCGGACAGGAUUUGUUUGACCAUCACUGUGUUUUAUCUGGCAGAAGCGUUUGUAUGUGGAGAGGUGUUUCUGCGGUGGAUACAACCUGAAAUAUUCCCAUAAACUUUGCUGCUCCAAGUGGUCUAUGCAGAUAACCUGAAUUGUUUCAUACUUUAAUUUCAAAUAUCAAUCUGCUGGGAUUGCAUUAAAUUAAUACAAAAUAAAAGAAAACAGAAGUUUUAGGAUUGUAAGGACCACGAGGUUCAAUUUCUUUGUGAUUUUCAUGUUUUUUGUUCCCCAUCAUUUGUCAGAAUACCUCAGUAAAUCAUUAUUAUAUAAGUUACGUUAUCAGAGAGGUUUGCAGGGAUAACAUACUAAUGAGCCAUAAACUUUAAAAGUUUUCUAGGUCUUUAUUAAACCAUAAUGAUUGUUCAGUUACUACACGUCUGACUUGUAUUAGAACAGAAUAAGCACUUAAUGUUAAGUGAAAUGGGUAAGAUCUAAAUAAAUAUUGUUUGUUGUUAGUGUAUAAUAGUAACCUGAUAUCUUAUGGACAGCAGUUUAAAGGGACAAUAAAUAGGAUUUUCCCCCA
Messenger RNA from Misgurnus anguillicaudatus (oriental weatherfish), 2436 nucleotides. Lineage: Eukaryota; Metazoa; Chordata; Actinopteri; Cypriniformes; Cobitidae. The record is from RefSeq and is a predicted model, not a curated record.